AGUGUGAAGACCAAUUUAAGUUUUUCGUGUGUUUUUCGUUGAGCUUGUGUACUAGUGUCAACCGAUUUCUGUCGGUUAGUGCUAAUAUUUUUUUUCCUGUGACCAAUAAAAAGAUAUCGCUGCAAAAGUGUUCAUAAAUUAACUAAUAACGUUCCUUCAAUCGAUAAACAUCAAAAUGAGUCCGCCCCAACUGCUGAGCAAGGACUCCCCCGACAUUGAGGAUCUGCUGUCGCUGAAUCCCCGCGUGAAGACCCAGUGCUCGGUUGUGCCCACUAAGCAGACCAAGGAGAACAAGAAGCACUGGAAGCGUAAUGCAGACCAUGCGGCUCCGCCGUGCACCACGUUGGCCAACGACUUCUCGGACAUCAAGCACACGACUCUGUCGGAGCGUGGAGCUCUGGAGGAGGCGGCCCGUUGCCUGAAGUGCGCUGAUGCCCCGUGCCAGAAGUCCUGCCCCACGCAGUUGGACAUCAAGAGCUUCAUCACGAGCAUUGCCAACAAGAACUUCUACGGCGCCGCCAAGGCGAUCUUCUCGGACAAUCCGUUGGGUCUAACCUGUGGCAUGGUCUGCCCGACUAGCGAUCUCUGCGUGGGCGGAUGCAAUCUUCAGGCCUCUGAGGCAGGUCCGAUCAACAUUGGUGGACUGCAGCAGUUCGCCACCGAAGUGUUCAAGAAGAUGGGUGUACGCCAGCGGAGAACACCGCAAGCAGAGGCCAAUCCGCUGUUCCAGAAAAUCGCACUCCUGGGCGGAGGACCAGCCUCGCUGUCCUGCGCCACCUUCCUUGCCCGACUGGGCUACCGCAAUGUUACCAUAUACGAAAGGAGGAGCUAUCUAGGUGGUCUGAGUGCCGCCGAGAUUCCGCAGUACCGUCUGCCCAUUGAUGCGGUCAACUUUGAGAUCGAUCUGGUCAAGAAUCUGGGCGUGCGCAUCGAAACCGGACGCUCUCUGGGUACCAAAGAUCUGACCGUUCAGGGCCUCCUAUCCGACGGCCAUGAUGCCGUCUUCGUUGGUAUUGGUCUGCCUGAGCCGAAAUUGAAUCCCAUCUUCGCCGGUCUGGAGCCCAGCAAUGGUUUCUAUACGUCCAAAAACUUCCUGCCUUUGGUGUCCGAUGGCUCGAAGCCGGGAUUAUGUGCCUGCAAAGCCGCCGCUGGAUUGCCCAAGCUACACGGCAAUGUCAUCGUCCUUGGAGCCGGAGAUACUGCCUUUGAUUGUGCCACCUCGGCCUUGAGAUGUGGAGCCCGUCGCGUGUUCGUUGUCUUCCGCAAGGGAUCGUCCGGAAUCCGUGCUGUUCCCGAGGAAGUGGAGUUGGCGCGCGAUGAGCGCUGUGAACUGUUGCCCUACCUGAGUCCCCGCAAGGUGAUCGUCAAGGAGGGCCUGAUCACUGCCAUGGAGUUCUGUCGCACGGAACAGAACGACAAGGAUGAGUGGGUUGAGGAUGAGGAGCAAACGCAGCGCUUGAAGGCUAACUUUGUGAUCUCCGCCUUUGGAUCCGGAUUGGAGGACCAAGACGUCAGAGAGGCACUGGCUCCGUUACAGUUCCGCGGCGAAUUGCCAGUGGUGGACCGAAUCACGAUGCAGAGCAGUGUGAAACAGGUGUUCCUCGGAGGAGAUCUCGCUGGGGUGGCCAAUACCACUGUGGAAUCGGUAAACGACGGCAAGGUGGCCGCAUGGAGCAUUCACUGUCAGCUGCAGGGUCUACCCUUGGACACCCCGGCAGCUCUGCCACUUUUCUACACAGACAUCGACGCUGUGGACAUAUCCGUUGAGAUGUGCGGCAUUAAGUUCGAGAAUCCCUUUGGUCUGGCUUCGGCACCGCCCACCACCAGCACGGCCAUGAUCAGGCGCGCCUUUGAGCAAGGCUGGGGAUUCGUGGUCACCAAGACCUUCGGCCUAGACAAAGAUCUGGUCACGAACGUCUCGCCGCGAAUCGUGAGGGGCACUACAUCAGGCUACAAGUACGGACCACAGCAAGGCUGCUUCCUGAACAUCGAGCUCAUCUCAGAGAAGCGCGCCGAGUACUGGCUAAAAUCGAUUGGAGAACUCAAGCGGGACUUCCCGGAGAAGAUCGUUAUAGCCAGCAUUAUGUGCAGCUUUAACGAGGCCGACUGGACGGAGUUGGCCAUCAAGGCGGAGCAGUCGGGGGCUGAUGCCCUCGAGCUGAAUCUCUCAUGUCCCCAUGGCAUGGGUGAACGUGGAAUGGGUCUGGCCUGUGGCCAGGAUCCUCAGCUUGUGGAGCAAAUCUCGCGCUGGGUGCGUAAAGCGGUCAAGCUGCCCUUCUUCAUCAAAUUGACUCCGAAUAUCACGGACAUUGCUUCCAUUGCCGAGGCAGCACAAAAAGGAGGAGCCGAUGGUGGAUCGGCUAUUAACACAGUCCAAGGACUAAUGGGCUUGAAGGCGGAUGCCACCGCCUGGCCUGCGAUUGGCAAGGAGCAGCGCACCACCUAUGGCGGAGUUUCCGGCAAUGCAACUCGACCCAUGGCCUUGAAGGCUAUCUCCGACAUCGCCCGCCGAGUGCCGGGAUUCCCCAUCCUGGGCAUCGGUGGCAUUGAUUCCGGCGAGGUGGCCCUGCAGUUCAUUCAAGCCGGCGCCACUGUCCUGCAGAUCUGCUCAUCCGUGCAGAACCAGGACUUCACCGUCAUCGAGGACUACUGCACGGCACUAAAGGCUCUGCUCUACCUAAAGGCCAAUUUACCGCCAGUCGAUGGUCCCUUCUGGGAUGGCCAGUCACCACCAACUCCGGUUCACCAGAAGGGCAAGCCUGUAGUUCGUUUGACCGGCGAGGGCAACGUCACGCUAGGAUUCUUUGGUCCCUAUCAGAGGCAGCGAGACCUCAAGAUGGCUGACCUACGCCGCCAAAAGGGAGCUCUCUGGGAUGCGGAGCAGGUAAAGAACACACCGGUGACGGCUGAUGGUGCACCAAAGGCAGCUCCUAGAAUCAAGGAUGUUAUUGGUGCCGCGCUGGACAAGAUAGGGCCGUACAACAAACUGGACAACAAGCAGCAGAAGGUGGCGCUAAUUGACGAUGACAUGUGCAUCAACUGCGGAAAGUGCUACAUGACAUGUGCCGAUUCCGGUUACCAGGCCAUCGAGUUCGACAAGGACACACACAUUCCGCACGUAAACGACGAUUGCACGGGCUGCACACUUUGCGUCUCCGUGUGUCCCAUCAUCGACUGCAUCACCAUGGUGCCCAAGAAGAUUCCACACGUGAUUAAGCGAGGAGUCGAGGAGAAGACCUUCUACACCCAUGCGCUCAGCCAGUGCCAGUAAUUGUCCCUAGUUCUAUGUGAAAUUGAUAUUAAAUCCCAUCUAUAUAAUUCAAUUAAAUACAAUAUGCAAAUGCAGAAAAUGUGCAAUAUUUUAAA
This is a messenger RNA of Drosophila eugracilis, 3366 nucleotides long. It is a transcript of the gene su(r), whose product is annotated as dihydropyrimidine dehydrogenase [NADP(+)]. Gene Ontology annotation, molecular function: iron-sulfur cluster binding; NADP binding; dihydropyrimidine dehydrogenase (NADP+) activity. Gene Ontology annotation, biological process: 'de novo' pyrimidine nucleobase biosynthetic process; thymine catabolic process; uracil catabolic process. NCBI's taxonomy places the organism in Eukaryota, Metazoa, Arthropoda, Insecta, Diptera, Drosophilidae. Gene Ontology annotation, cellular component: cytoplasm; cytosol. The record is from RefSeq and is a predicted model, not a curated record. The coding region runs from base 176 to 3271 and encodes 1031 amino acids. The transcript has 5 exons.